GAUUCGGGGAGGGGGUAUAUACGACCGCGACGUCGUCCAAGGCGAACGACUAUGUCGAGGAAUGAGGUGGCUCGUCGUAUCGGGUGAUGCUCCUCAGCGAGGUUGUGAUAGGAAACGAGGCCCUGACGACUACUAAUCACGAGACGCCCACUGAGCCACCUUAUGGAUACGACUCUGUAAUUGGCGUACCUGGAGCAAACUCAGUGUUAAACUAUGAUGAGGUAGUUGGUGAGUGGGUUUCUAUCAACCUGGACCUUCUAUACGAAGAUUGAACUGAGUGUUCGUCUUCGAAUUCAGUAUACGAGGUGAUUAUACGCUGGCUUUUAGG
Molecule: messenger RNA, 328 nt
Organism: Fomitopsis serialis
Lineage: Eukaryota; Fungi; Basidiomycota; Agaricomycetes; Polyporales; Fomitopsidaceae
Exons: 2
Coding region: 87-272 (61 amino acids)
Source: RefSeq, a predicted model, not a curated record